AUGGUGUCACGCUUGUGUUCAGGAGGGUAUUCUCGUAUACGCGCAGCUUUAUUAAUGGAUGUAAGAGCUGAUGUAGCUAUGUGUGCAAGGACGAUUGACGAAGCCGUUUCAUGUGAUCUUGUUGAUUGCCGUUUAAGCUGCUACACAGGUUACAAUGGCGUUGCAAAAUGUUUUGACGAUCCUGAUGUUCCUGGACCGGCUAAAUUCUCCUAA
Molecule: messenger RNA, 213 nt
Organism: Thlaspi arvense
Lineage: Eukaryota; Viridiplantae; Streptophyta; Magnoliopsida; Brassicales; Brassicaceae
Source: the annotation of a GenBank genome assembly